AUGAUCCCGAUUGAAGAUAUCUCAACGAUUUCAUCACCUACCCCUGGCUCUGCUCUAUCUUCCGAAGUCCCCAAUAAUGCCACUGGUUUGAUUUCUGCUGCGGUGGAUGAUGGGGUUGGACCGGCUGUCAGAAAGGUCACGUCGAAAGACGAUUUCAUCGUCAAAGUAGUCCCGGGUAACACUGCCUACGAUGAGUUCCAGGACUUGGUGGCUGCGGCUUGCGAUGUACACGUCCCUAAUACUGGUGAUAUCGUGGCCGAAAACAAACCGGACCUCAGCUGGAAUGUGACAAUUGGUCGAGUGAAGGGCUGGCUCAAAGGGGAUGCGAAAACUCUUACCGAUUCCAACUCGUACGAAGAAUGGAUUGCGGCAAUGGUGGCUUCCAAGAAGAAGGACCUUGCAAUUGGCUUGGCGCUCCGAAUGGCCAACCCUGCUGACAUAGUCAAACGCGGCAAGCAAGCGGAUAUCCUGGCAAAACGCGCUAAACUCAAGAAAGCUAUCGAGCUCAAGAGGACUGCAAAACGUAAGGCGGGUGAUAUCGGCGACGAGGAGUUGAGCGAUGAUGAAGACGAAGAGAUUGAUCCAGAGGACUGGAACAAUGUGGACUUCCACAUGCGUUCCCUGUUCGACUCCAAUCCAAUCAACCGAGAAUAUGAUGCGCAUUGCCCGGUUUUUCUACACCCUACGGUCCCGGGUAGGUUCAUCUUGUUGACGAUGGAGGCAUGCCAAGAAUGGGCAUUGGCAAUUAUGGACGAUAAACAGCCAGCAGUGAAUAUGUUGAACCCCCCAAGGAAGCUUGUAUGGGAAGAUCUAGGCUCUCCGAGGAAGAAGAACAAGUCGAUGCAAGUCUCCGAGCCGGCUGCAGAGGAUAAGGCCUCUUGGUGUCGCAUGAUGGUCGAGGCAUUUGUUGAGGUCGGUAAAUCCCAUGCGGCAAAAGAUACUGAUGCUCCGCCUGGCUUGGAUGGCUUAUCCUAUCACCCCGAGGCUGAUCCUCCUAUUGGAGAUUACUUGCGAUUCCUGAACGUUCGGAACCUCGACCGAGUCCUGGAAGUGCUCACCGCCAACGACAUACACACGCACAAGAUGUUUCGCGCGGGGUCAUCUCUGGGACGUCAAGAAGUACUAAGUCUAGGUCUGACAUUUGGUGUUGUAACAGCCUUGUAUGACAAUGUGUGCAAGUAUGAGCGAUUUCUCAUGAACAAUGCAUAG
Molecule: messenger RNA, 1209 nt
Organism: Puccinia graminis f. sp. tritici CRL 75-36-700-3
Lineage: Eukaryota; Fungi; Basidiomycota; Pucciniomycetes; Pucciniales; Pucciniaceae
Exons: 3
Coding region: 1-1209 (402 amino acids)
Source: RefSeq, a predicted model, not a curated record